Messenger RNA from Toxotes jaculatrix (banded archerfish), 2120 nucleotides. RefSeq names its product solute carrier family 43 member 3a (gene slc43a3a). NCBI's taxonomy places the organism in Eukaryota, Metazoa, Chordata, Actinopteri, Toxotidae. The coding region runs from base 294 to 1862 and encodes 522 amino acids. The record is from RefSeq and is a predicted model, not a curated record. Gene Ontology annotation, molecular function: transmembrane transporter activity. Gene Ontology annotation, biological process: transmembrane transport. The transcript has 13 exons.
GAGAGAGAGAGAGUGAGAGAGAGGCGCACCUCUGCAUGACAAACUGCGGCUCGGUGCAAGGUGCAUCUGUCCUGUAGAGUCCCUGCACAGGAAGACUACGAUAUUUGGAUCACCUGGAAAUGACAAGAAACAUUAAUCCAGCAGAUCUGAGGGGAAAGUUCAGGACCUGAAUCUGCUUGGCAGGAAUUCUAGGAGGAGGGGAGGAGUGACUACAGCCUUCUCAGAGGUAGAGACGCAUACUGGAGGAUAAAAUUUUACCUUUUGGAGGCCCGAGGAGAGUGAGGGAGUGAAGCAUGCAGGGCUAUGAGGGUGGCACCAGGCUGCGCUACCGGCUGACUCUGGCCUCGGGGAUGCUGGAGUGUCUGUGCUUCGCCGGUGUGGUGUUUGGCUAUGCCUCUCUGGUGUUUGUGCUGAAGGAGGAUGGGUACUUCAGUCAGCUGUGCGACAGUGUUGCAGGUGCCAACGACACACAAACAAGUACAGUGGUGUCUUCUCAAAAAAUUGCACUCACAGACUGUAGUAGACAGGAUGAGAAGUUCUCCCUGGUCUUCACCAUCGCCUCGUUUCUCAACAACUUCUUGAAUAUCGUCAAUGGCUACGUGUUUGAUCGAUUUGGUACCAUGGUGACCAGGCUGCUGGGAAUAAGUUUGUACACGACUGGGACCCUUCUUGUGGCCUUUUCCAGUGCAGCAUUUUCAGAGCUGCUUUUUCCUGCCUUGUCCUGCAUCGCUGUGGGAGGAAUUCUGCUCCUUCUAACUAACAUGCAGGUGGGCAACCUGUUUGCGACGCACCGCUCCACCAUCAUCACGCUCUACAACGGUGCCUUUGACUCCUCCUCUGCUGUGUUCCUCAUCAUCAAGGUACUGUAUGAACAGGGAAUCUGUCUCCGCUCCUCCUUCCUUGUUUUGUCCGUCUGUAGCAUCAUACACCUGGUGAGGACUUUCCUGCUGAUGCCCGUAACACACAUCCCGUACCCUCUGCCACAAUACUACACCUACGGACUGAAAUGUGGAAAGGCCAACACUUACAAUGUGGAGAGGUUUGAGAGGAUGAGGGAGGGCGCGAUGACAGUGUCACAGGAGUCCAGUGGGAGGGACAACACGCCACCAGCACCUGAGGAUGGGACGGAGCCCCAAGACUCUGGAAAAGUGGCGAGUUUCCGGAGCUGUGUGUUGUCUUGGUUCUUCCUGUGGCACCUGCUCUGGUUGUCCAUCAUGCAGCUGAGACAUUACCUCUUCAUUGGCACACUCAACCCCAUGCUCAACCGCCUGGCUAACAAUGACCCCAACCUGGUAAGUCAGUACACCAACGCUUUUGCCAUUACCCAGCUGUGUGGAGUACUGUGUGCUCCCUGGAACGGACUCAUCAUGGACAGACACAAGGGAAAGCCUCUGGCUCCUGGAGAAACGGAGCAGGAGGCGGACCUGCGCUCCUCCGCUCUGUCUCUGUUCCUGACCUCCCUGCAGUGCCUGUUCUUCUCUGUGUGCGCCUCCGUUCCUCUCCUCCCUCUGCAGUAUCUCACCUUUGCUCUUCAAGUCCUCAAUCGCUCCUUCCUCUAUGGCGGAAAUGCAGCCUUCAUUAGCAUCGCUUUUCCAGCCUCUCACUUUGGGAAGCUGUACGGCCUGGUGAUGUCCAUGUCUGCUGUCAUCUCUCUGCUGCAGUACCCCUGCUUCGCCCUCGUCAAAGGAGCCCUGGGUGGAGACCCCUUUGUUGUGGACAUUGCUCUAACUGUCCUGACUCUGCUGGUGUUCAUACAUCCUGUCUACGUCUUCAUCCACUGUAGGAAACUAGCCCAGAGCAGGCAGGACAACACCCAGACUGAGGCUGCUAAUGGCUCCAAACUGGCUGAAGACAAGUUAUAGAAAGAUAGCAAUGCAAGUGUUUUAGCCUUUGUCUACAAGUUUUACUUUUCACGUAGUAAAACACUUUUCUGUCUGUUCCUGCUCAUUUUUUUUUUCAUACUAGAAAAUUGAGAUUACAGUGUUUUGUAUAACUUUUGUCCUUUUAUCCAAGUGCACUGAUUUUACUUCAAAUGUUUUUGAGGAUUGUGGGGACAGAUACAUCAGUUUUUAAAUGUUUUUUUUAAAAAGAAGUGUUAUUAAAUGUUUAAUUGACUGGGA